AUGAAGCUAAUUAGAGUUAUGGUUGAAGCAAGAUACAAAGACACACAGUCUGACAUCAAGGGCAUAAAAGAAUGCAUUGCAAAGUUAACUGGUACUACCCCUACACCUAUGUUUGAAAAAGACGAUGAAGAUGAUGCUGAAAAGAGGGAAAAGGAUUCCAUGAAAAACUUUGGCAAACCAACACCAAGGAAUCAGCCAAAACAAAAUUCAAAGCCUGCCAAGCAAACUUCUGAAAAAUCUCCUGGAAAAUCUGAUACUGGUAAGAAAAAGGGAAUUGAUGAUUCCGUUAACAAACAGACAGAUAAGGAGAUUGAACGAAAACAGAAGAGGAAACAUACAAAAGAGGAAGAUGAAGUGCUUAACAUUGGAACUUCAAAUAGUAGAAAAUCACAGAAAGAUAACGAAUCACCACCAGAAAAACCAACCACUGCUGCGAAACUCAAAACCACUGAUGAACCUAAGAAGUCAGAUUCUGAUAAACCUAAAACAAAACUCUCACUAGAAAAACCACCUGUCAAAAAGUAG
Molecule: messenger RNA, 525 nt
Organism: Helianthus annuus (common sunflower)
Lineage: Eukaryota; Viridiplantae; Streptophyta; Magnoliopsida; Asterales; Asteraceae
Product: protein PXR1-like
Exons: 1
Coding region: 1-525 (174 amino acids)
Source: RefSeq, a predicted model, not a curated record